CGGGAUUAGUUUUAUGCCUGUGAGGCUGUUGCAGAGGGAGUCGGGGAAUGCAGACAAAAUCACCAUACUGUGCUUGAGCUUGUUCCGGUUGGUCGACCGACUACGAGGAAAGACUUAAAAUGAACAGAAUUCGAAUACACGUUUUGCCGUCAAGUCGUAACAGAAUGACCCAGGGACCCAGACCUCAGGAGCCCCAGGCCUGCUCUUUUGCCCAGCGACCAUGUUCCCAGCCUCGCCUCGAGGGUCUUGAAUUCUGUAUCAAACACAUUCUGGAAGACAAGAACGCACCGUAUAAGCAUUGUAGCUAUGUCUCUGCCAAGAAUGGCAAGCGCUGCCCCAAUGCUGCCCCGAAAGCUGAGAGGAAAGAUGGAGUAACGUUCUGUGCAGAGCACGCUCGCAGGAAUGCAAUAGCUCUUCGAGCUCAGAUGAGAAAGACAUCUUCUGGUCCUUCACCAGAGGCUCUGUUGUCUCAGCUCAGUGGCUACAACCGUGCAGAAACGCACGGUUUUGACGGAGGACACUCUGAAACUAGUCGUAUUCUGGAUGAGGACAGUCUUAGUGAGGAAGAGCAGGGACCUUUUGUAUUGGACCAGACGUGGAGAGGUGAUCCUGACAGCGAGGCUGACAGUAUUGACAGUGAUCAUGAGGAUCCUCUAAAGCAUGCAGGAGUUUACACAUCUGAGGAAGUGGCAUUGAUCACUCGAGAAAAACUUAUUAGGCUCCAAUCCCUCUACAUUGACCAGUUCAAACGUCUCCAGCACUUGCUCAAAGAGAAGAAACGCAGAUACCUGCAUAAUCGUAAAGUGGAGCAUGAAGCCCUAGGAAGCAGUCUGCUGACUGGGUCUGAAGGUCUGUCCAUGAAGGAACGAGAGAACCUAAAAAAGCUCAAAGCUCUACGCCGAUACCGUCGUCGGUAUGGUGUAGAGGCCUUGCUGCAUCGCCAGCUCAGGGAGAGAAGGCAGGCUGUUACAGAAGGACCUUCACAGCUCUAUUCAAGAACAGAAAACGAAAAAUGCAUUUCCUUUGUGGAGGGAACCAGAUGUACCAAUUCCUGUCUCCCAAUGGCCCGACACUGUGUCUCUCACAUCUAUCAGGACAGCAAUCAGCCUGAGCAAGAACCUCCACCACAGCAGCAGUUCACCCCUGCAAGUAAAGACCUGUAUCUGAGUGCAGCAGAGCUUCAGCCCACAGAGAGUCUUCCCCUCGAAUUCAGUGAUGACCUGGAUGUUGAAGGGGAUGGUAUGCAGGGUCCCCCAUCCCCUCUGCAAUUUGACACAGCCCUUGCCUUGGAGGAUCAGACCAUCAGAGCCAUUGCUGAGGCCCCAAUGGACAUCCUGACAGGAGAGGACCCAGACCAGGACAUGGACACCUCUGGACAUGACCUUUCAGAGCGAGAUGUUGAUGCCAUCAUGGAUGACCAGGUCGUUUCAGAGGUGGCCGGACGUGAAGGCAAUGCCAUUGACAAUUCGCUUCAAGACAUCGACAGUGGAACAGUUGAUGCUCCUUGAUGAAGUCCCUCAAAGAAAGCCUAGUUAUAUAAUUAUAAUUUACCCCCAGUUACGGCUAAAUGUAGUUGUAGCUGGUGCAGAGUUUGUCACUUGAGAGCUGAUUCUCUUCACCUGAAGAGACAUGUUUGUCCACUCUUAAAAUGCCAGAGUUGAAAAUAAAGACGAAAUGACAAAAAAAACUGACUGAAGAAAUCCCUUACAGUGUCUGCUACAACUCCUUUCAAGCUAGCAAGCACCAUUUAAAGACACAAAUGUUUUUUGGUUUACUCAUAUACUGGACUUUAAUUAACAUUAACAUUCACUUGGUCAUUAAAGGAACCCUUAUGAUUGAUGUAGCUCUAUAAAAUUUCAUGUAAUUUAUGACAGGCUUUUCUAACAUUUACCAUUUCUUG
Molecule: messenger RNA, 1900 nt
Organism: Menidia menidia (Atlantic silverside)
Lineage: Eukaryota; Metazoa; Chordata; Actinopteri; Atheriniformes; Atherinopsidae
Source: the annotation of a GenBank genome assembly